AAAAUAGAUUAUUUUAUUAAAAUGUCUCUUUAUACAGAUAUGUCUGCAGCAUUGUCUAUUUUGACUGAAAUAAAAUCUUUGGUCAAUGAAUCAGGUGAUGAUAAAUUAAAAACAAAUACCAAUAAUGAUCUUCAACUCUUAAUAUCAGUAUUUCAAAACCCAAUAAUAAAAACAAUUGCAUCUGUUCAGGAUUCUGUAUCUGAAUUGAGUUGUCAACUUCAAGAACAUCCAUCAUUAUUACCAGUUGAUUUUGAUAUAUCGCCUGUUACUGGUCAAUUAGUAUUGAGUUUGCCAGCUGAUUCUACUCCUUACCAUAGUGUCCCAGAAGAUUUAGAUUCUGAUCAAAGAGUUCCUAAACUUUCAAAUAGUUCAUCUGCAGGAAGUUCUUCUCCUUCAUCAAAGGAAAGUAAAUCCUUAAUAAAAGAUAUAUCAUCUACUUUACUACCAAUAACAACUCCAUCUUAUGCAGUUGAAUUUCAAAAAGCAGUUGAAGAAGCAUCUAGAGGACGUAAAAUACAUAAUGUUCAACUCUAUAAACCUGAAGGUUGCAGUUUGGGUUUUAGUGUAGUUGGCCUAAGAAGUGAAGAAAAAGGAGAACUUGGAAUAUUUGUCCAAGAAAUUCAACAAAAUGGAAUUGCUGCACGAGAAGGAGGGCUUCAUGAAGGUGACCAGAUUAUUGCUAUCGAUGGGCAACCAUUGGACACAAAUGUGUCUCAUCAGCAAGCUAUUGGAAUACUGCAACAGGCUCGUGGGCUUGUUCAGUUGGUCGUAGCGCGCCCUCUUACACCACCUCCUUUACCAACAUCACAGCCUUCCAGUAACAUGUUGAACACAGAUUGGGCUCAAGUUGAAGUAAUUGAGCUACUCAAUGAUGGAUCUGGAUUGGGAUUUGGUAUUAUAGGUGGUCGUAGCACUGGUGUUGUUGUUAAAACUAUACUUCCAGGAGGAGUGGCUGAUAGAGAUGGACGAUUACAAAGUGGUGAUCAUAUACUACAAAUAGGCGAAGUAAAUUUAAGAGGUAUGGGAAGUGAACAGGUUGCAGCAGUGCUUCGACAAUCUGGGAGUCAAGUUAGAUUGGUAGUAGCUCGUCCAAUAGAAUCUAGUGCAAUUGAUAUAAUUCAAAAUUUAAGCUGUAGAGCACCAAUUGUACCAACAAAGUUGUUAGGAGAUGCAGAUGAGCUUGAUCGUCAUUUAGUUCAGCAUGGGUAUCCAGAAGUUGCAACAUAUACUCCUGAUUAUUUUUUCCAAAAUAUUUCAAAUGAAAAUAAUAUGAUAAUCAGUGAUAAUAUUAUACCUGCCUCAUUACCUGUUCUUACAAUGGAUAUGGUACCACCAGAUAGUAUUACAACUCUCCCAGAAACUGAUUCAUUUAGUGUGCAAUUAAAAAAAGAUACUCAUGGUUUAGGAAUAACUAUAGCAGGGUAUGUUUGUGAAAAAGAAGAAUUAUCUGGUAUAUUUGUGAAAAGCAUCAGUGAAGGUAGUGCUGCUGAUCUAUGUAAAAAAAUUCAGGUGAAUGACCGCAUUGUUGAAGUUGAUGGAACUUCAUUGCAAGGAUUUACUAAUCAUGAGGCAGUUGAAGUUUUGAGAUCUACAGGACAAAUGGUAACAUUGCGUUUAGAACGUUAUUUACGGGGCCCUAAAUUUGAACAGCUACAAGUAGCCAUAGCAGCAUCAGAAAUGAAGCCAAACACAAAUAGUGCAACUGCAUCACCAUCUAUAAUGUCAUUGCCUAGAUUUCCAAUAACUGAUGGAGAAAGUACAGCAGAAAUUGAAGUAGAAGGUGAAUCAGGAGCAACAGUAGAGGCUGAUAUGCUUGGUGAAGUAGAAGAUGAAAUAGCUGAAGAAACUGAUUCCGUGGGAAAUUCUUCUCUUGAUGGAGAACUUAAACCAGAAACAUUGAAAAAGAUUAAAAACAAAUGGACUGAUGUUAUUGGAAAUAAUGUAGAUAUUGUUGUAGGUCAGUUGAAAAAGUUUAGUGAAGGCGGUGGCUUAGGUAUAAGCUUGGAAGGUACUGUAGAUGUAGAAAAUGGCAUGGAAGUGAGGCCACAUCAUUAUAUACGAUCAGUUUUACCCGAAGGACCAGUGGGAAAAAAUGCAAGUCUUCAAUCUGGCGAUGAGUUGCUUGAAGUAAAUGGGCACCGGUUAUUGGGUAGAAACCAUAUGGAAGUGGUUGCUAUUUUGAAAGAGUUGCCUAUUAAUGUCAGAAUGAUUUGUGCUAGACGCACUGAUGAACAACAAUUGCCUCACCAUUAUCUUACUGACAUUACUGAGGAUCGAGCCGCUUUUGCAGCUAAAAAUGCAUUGGGUGGUAGUCUUCAAAAUUUAAUGCCUGCUACUGAUCGUUUGGUAAAAGCAAAAUCAGAUGGAUCAUUGGCUAGUACUGGAACAGCAGGGUGUUCAGAAUCUAGUAGAUUGCGUUCUCGAUCUCUUGAACCUCUUACUGGAUUAGCUAUGUGGUCUUCACAGCCUCAACUCAUCGAGCUUAUGAAAGGAGAACGUGGCCUUGGAUUUUCAAUUUUAGAUUAUCAAGAUCCCAUGAAUCCAAGUGAAACAGUUAUUGUAAUUCGUUCAUUGGUACCUGGCGGAGUGGCCCAAAAUGAUGGUCGUUUGAUACCUGGAGAUCGUUUACUUAGAGUGAAUGAUAUUUGUUUGGAGAAUGCGUCAUUAGACCAAGCUGUGCAAGCUUUGAAGGGUGCUCCCAAAGGAGUAGUCCAUAUUGCUGUUGCCAAGCCACUACCCAUACCAGAUAGUAGCAGUCAGGAUGAUAGCUCAGAAGAAAUAAAAAUGAGCAAUGAUGAAGAUGAUGAAGAUAGCUAUUCAAUGUACAGUUGCCCUGAAUCACCUAUCAUUUUCGAUGAUGUAAAGAAAGCUGAUGAAACUUUUAAACAAAUAUGUUCAAUGGAUGAGACAGAUAAUGUACAAGAUGUGCAAGAAAUUACACUUACUAAAGGCUCAUCACCAUUGGGCAUAAAUCUCCGUAGACGUUCAUUUAGCGAUCAAAUGGGUUUGGAAAUUGAAAACUUAUAUGGUGCUGCUGAACGAGAUCGCAGGCUAAAAAUUGGUGAUGUAGUGAUUUCUGUUAAUAAUGAAUCAUUGAAGUAUGUGUCACCAGCCCAAGUGAAAUCAAUUUUAUCUAGAGCUAAUCUACUAACAGGCCAUAUACCUGUACGUUUUGUACGUGCAGAGGCGGUUAAGAAGACCUGUAUAAUCCGAAGUAAAACUGUACCCAGUGUAACUCUAUGUACUCCUAGAUCACCAUUUGUCGAACUACGUGAAACUGAAGAUCGUUUACUUAAUAAGAAACCUCAUCCUAAAAUUUCUAGAUCUAAGUCUAACAAUUCAUGUUCGCAAUUGGCCAAAUCAACAAAAUCUAAAUCCGAUUGUGUUAUAUGUACUAAAUGUCAUUCAAUUCAACGAACAAAGAGUUGGAAUGAAACUGAUCCAAUAAAUGAUGUGAGUUUUGAAAACGUUAUCAAUUAUUAUAAGGUAUUCAAAACUAGUGACAAAUACGUAUGCGCAAAGUUUACUAGUGAUCAAUUUAUUAAGAAAUUAGAUGAAAAAUUGCGCGAAGAAACUGAUAGAUUGUCAGAAUUUACUCAAAGUAUAUCUAUAUCAUCAAAUUUAAAUGAAGAUGAAAUUGAUAAUCAAUUAAAAGCUAAAACUGAAGAGUUAGAAAGACUCACCGAAGAGGAAGCUUAUACAUCUUUAGACAAAAAUGUAUUACGUUUGGGAAGUGCUGAAUUUGAAUCUUUUGAUGGUCCAACAACUCGUAUUUAUCGGUUUCCAAGUACUGGCAUUGGCUUAGAUAGAAGUGAAGGAAGCGUAUUCACUAUGACUGUAUCUGGGCAACAAUCAGCUGCUUCCUUGUUGGCUAAACAUUGGGGUCCUCAACGAGAAGUAAUAGUUCGGAGAGAUCCAAAUAAAAGCUUAGGAAUAAGUAUAGUUGGAGGAAAGGUUGAUUUUUUCAAUAGUACUAAUACAAAUAAUAGCGCAGCUAUAUCAGGUAUAUUCAUAAAAAAUGUACUUCCUCAAAGUCCUGCAGGUCAAGAUGGUCAAUUAAAAACCGGUGAUAGAAUAUUAGAAGUUAAUGGGACUGAUGUUCGACACGCUAAUCACGAACAAGCCGUUGCAAUAAUUCGUUCAGCUGGUAACCCAGUUAUUUUUCUCGUACAAUCACUUGUAUGUUGGUCCGAAGAUCAAUAUGAACAGUCAAAAUCAUCUGUUAUUGAAGAUUCGUUUAAAGUAUCACAGGAGCCUAUGAAACCUGUCAAUAGUGUAAAAAAUAGGAUUUCUACUUGGCAACAGAAAAGUGAAGAAUAUGUUAAUGAAGAUAAUAUUCCGCUUCGCAAGAAUUCAUUAGCUUUUAUUAAAACUUUGAGUUCGUUCGACCGUAAAAAAUCUAUCAAAUCUAAUAAAAGUGAAGAUAGUGAAGAAGAUGACGAUAACAGAGAUAAUGAAGGCCGCGUUAGAAUUCAUUCAGGACAAGAAAUAAUGCGGUCUAGUGCUGGUAAUGUUAAAAGAUCAAAAGUAGAAAUUGACGCUGAUCCAGAACCAGAGGAUGAAUAUGGUUAUACUCCAAAUAAAGCAAAGAAAAAGUAUGGAUAUCUGUGCGAUGUCAGGGACGGUGGUUCCAUCAGCGAGGUGUUGGUAGUAAUGUUGGAGAGGUCUCCUGGUUCCGGUCUAGGUCUUAGUUUAUCCGGUCACAAGGACCGAACGAAAAUGGCGGUCAUGGUGUGCGGAUUAAAUCCCAACGGUCCGGCCGCAAAGUCCGGAUGUUUACAAGUCGGCGAUGAAAUUUUAGAGGUUAAUGGGGUAGUUUUACACGGAAGAUGUCACCUAAACGCCUCAGCCAUUAUCAAAGGUAUACCAGGACCGAUAUACAAAAUAAUUGUGCUCAGGAAACCUACGGCCCUGGACGAAUUAGCCGUGCGACCAAUCACUCAAUUUCCUAUUACAUUAGAUGACGAGACGCCAGAGGAGAAGUAUGCCAACUACAAAGGCCUGCGGGUCGUUACUAUGAAGAAGCCCUGUAUCAGUUUUACAUACGAAGGCCAAAUCACAAAUUCACCUACACAACAGAGUCCUCAUGGUCUUGGCAUAAUGAUUUUGGAGGGGAAACACGCGGAACUUGGCACAGGUAUCUUCAUAUCUGAUAUACAAGAAGGAAGCCCAGCUGAACAGGCGGGUUUGACGGUAGGCGAUUUGAUUUUGGCUGUAAAUAAAGAUACACUUCUGGGAAGUACGUACGAAGCGGCAUCAUCGUUGCUGAAAAAGACUGAAGGUGUCGUAACGUUAGUGGUAUGUAACCCGCGUAAAGACGAGGUUGUAACGGCUACAGAUCAGAAGAGCGCCGAUAAACCUAAACAACCGGAAAAACCGAAAUCUCAAUCACCCGUUUGUUUGGACCAUUCAGUCGAACCGCCACCAGAUCCUGCGACCGCACCAAUAAAACCUGGUUUUGAAUCAACAAUUGAAAUCAAUAAGGACAAAGUCGGCUUGGGUCUCAGUAUAGUAGGCGGAUCUGAUACAUUACUGGAUGUAGUCAUUAUUCAUGAGGUAUAUCCAGACGGAGCCGCUGCCAAAGACGGUAGGCUCAGACCCGGAGAUCAGUUAGUGGAGGUGAAUGGGGAAGACUUUAGAAACAUAACGCAUAUCAAAGCAUUGGGCGUUUUACGGCAAACACCAGCAAAGGUGACCAUGGUCGUGCUGAGAGACGAGUCGUGCGUUCCAGAUGAAAAUGGUAGUAUUUCCGCAGACACGACGAACAUCACCGACGCGUUCGAUGUAGAAUUGACAAAAAAGCCUAGCAAAGGGCUAGGAUUGAGUAUAGUGGGCCGGAAAUCCGGUUCGGGAAUAUUUAUAUCGGACAUCGUGGUGGGUGGUGUGGCCGGCGUUGAUGGCCGUCUGAUGAAAGGCGAUCAGAUCUUGGCAGUCAACGGCCAAGACGUACGGAAUGCUUCUCAAGAAGAAGCCGCUGCUGUACUGAAGACGGCGACAGGCAGAGUCAUUUUGAAAAUGGGUCGUCUCAAAGCUCGCUCGUCCACGUCUAGUUCAGACAACGACUCGGCGGCGUCUAUGGAAGAAACGCGCACCGUGACGAUGGUACGUAGGAUGGACGGGUUCGGAUUCAGCAUCGUUGGCGGUCACGGCCACCUGCCGAUUUACGUCAAAACUGUGUUCUCCGGCAGCGCAGCCGACUCGAGCGGGCUGUGCCGCGGCGAUAGGAUUUUGGCGGUUGACGGCGUGUCAGUGGAGGGCAUGGGACAUGAUCAGGUGGUCGCCCUACUCAACGAAGCGGUCGCGCCCGUUACGCUCACCCUGCAGUCGUAGCCUCCCCCGCGGAGGAUAAUGUGUUUGAGUACUUUAAUAUUAAUUAAUAAAUUUUAAGCGACAUCACCGCACUGUUCGUGAUUCGUUUGAUGUAAAACGCUCAUUAUUUCAAAAGACUUUUACAUAAUUUAAUGUUGUCACAAAACAUCAAUAAUAUUUUUUAUCGGUAUAAUUUUUUUUUUUUUUUGACGACUACUCCUUUGAAUGACAACAUGCAUUUUUUUAAUUUCAUAUUCCUAAGCAAAAUAUUAUUCUGAGUAUUUUGAACUAUUAUUUAAAGUUGGUUUAUUUAACAAUGCAUGCUGCCAUUAAAAAAAGUAAAAAUAUAAAAAUAUAAAAUUUUAGAAAAAUUUUGUUUUGUGAUGACUUAAAAUAAAAUUAUGCAAAAAAAAUGUUUUCAAAAACAAAUAGUUCUAGAAAUAAUGAGUUUCUUACGUUAAAUGAGAAUCACUUGGUAUAAUGUAUAAUACGUACCUGGUAUCCAAGUCAUUGUACAGCACUAUCCCUUCCUCUCCUCUUACCGUAUCACGAUGACGAUAAAAAUAAAAAAUAUAAAUGCGAUCCAUACACUCUCGGGUUGUAGAGGCAGGUACCUACCUAAUAAUAUCAUUCUGAUAUUAAAUCUAUUUCCAGACGAUCAUGUGGUUAAACUAUGAUAUUAUAUGAUUAUAAUAAUCCGAAUUUCUGAUUCGAUCUGGACACUGCCUAUCUGAAAAUGUACCCUGACUUGACAUUUUUCUCGGAACGGUUAUCACUAAAAUGGACUGUCUAUAACAAAUAGUAGGUACAACGACUGCUACUGCAUAUACUCGGACACUCGUGCGUCGAAUUUAACACAUUCAAUGCAUAUUGAAUAAUAAUUUCGUGUUUGAAAACCUGCAUUUUGUACUUAUUUAGAAAGGAAAAUCGAAAAAAUUGCUAGUUGGUCGUUUAAAUCUCAAAACAGAUUUUUUUGUUCGUUUAUAAUCCAAAUUGGCCAACUAUAUUCCAGAUUGAAUAACGGUGUCAGUAUCUAUUUCAAUCCGGAUCAGCAGGUUGAUAUGAUUCGCACUAGACAUUUUAAAUUUUUUAACACCGUCCUUUGCGGUUUAUCGCAUUGCUAUGAUCGUGUAGGAGAAAGGCGGGGAAUAGCCUCUUAACGUCCGCGUUUCUUCCCAUCACGUUCUGUAAAUAUAGACGUACACAACCUUAAUCCUAUGUAUUUUAUUAUGUAAACGUACGAACUCCAAAUUCGUCGAAAUAUAUUUUCGUGUAUUAUCGGUUAGGGGUAGGUACUUACCUACUUCCUGCCCGGAAAACGAUCUCCCUUCCGCGACAGGUUUAUUUUUAUUUGUUUGUAACUUACACCCCCUCCCAUCAUACGUACGUGUAUGAGUACAUAAGUCGCUUAUCUUAAUCGAUUUGUAUAACAGAGAGAACAGAUAAAUAUAAAUACACAGCGGUAACUGUGUAAAAAAUGAUUGCCAAACAAAUAAUUUUUUUUUUAAAUAUAAACGUGUAAGUUAGUAUGUUUGCCAGUCGUUUUUAUUACACACGCGAAUUAGGUACAUGCAAAGUAAAAUGUCGAAUAAUCACGCGUUCGAAGAAAAAACACGGAAAAAUAGUUUUCAGUAGUUCUCCAUCUUAUUAUGUGUUGAAAGCUCUUCGCCGGAGCUGGACGCAAAAAUAAUAUAUUCUCAAAGAUGACAAUUUAAAAUUUUAAUACACAUAAUUAUAUUUAUUAUAAGGUGAUUUCGGACUCUAUUUUUGCGUAGGCAUUCCUAAACGUAUCGUGCCUACACCUACUACCUAGGUAUUUUUACUGGCUACUAUAACAUAUUCGUCUCGUUUUCGUUUUCUUUUCAUAUUGUACAAUAUCUAAAUCGACGAACCUAUUAUAAUAUAUAUUAUUUUUAUAUAGUCAACUAGAUUUUAUUCGACGGAAUUUACAGUCAAAUACCUCAUAAUAUAGUAAUAAUAAUUAUAAUUAUCUUAAUAUGUAGUAUAUACUAUAUGUAGGCUUUACACUUGCACAAUACAAAUCAUUAUAUUACAUUAUUAAACAUGUUGUAAAUUGUUAAAUUUUAUACGAAACUUGUUAUUAACUUCGUUUAGUAUAUUAUGUAUAAACCAUUAUUUGUCUUUUGUGAUAAUAGAAUUAAGACUGAACAUAAAUUAAUCGUUUAAAAAUGAAAAAAAAAAACAUUUUUACUAAUUUAUUUGGUCUCAACCUAAUUUAGGUGCACCUUCUAACAGGGUCACGCGUUUCUUGCAUAAACUUUGUAGAAUAAUAUUAUUAUAAUAUAUUAUAUAAAGGCACUUUUAAAUUUUUUUAUUAAAUCAACUCAAAAUCAGUGUGCCAAUUAUUAUUAUUAUAUUACAUUCAAUUUGUUAUGAAAUUAGAUAUAAAAAUAACUUUGCAUUCAUUUUGUUGUAGCUGAAUGGCUUGUAUUCAGAAUUCAAAUGUGUUGUCG
Messenger RNA from Melanaphis sacchari, 8783 nucleotides. RefSeq names its product multiple PDZ domain protein-like. Lineage: Eukaryota; Metazoa; Arthropoda; Insecta; Hemiptera; Aphididae. The transcript has 37 exons. The record is from RefSeq and is a predicted model, not a curated record. Gene Ontology annotation, molecular function: protein binding. Bases 22 to 6330 code for a protein of 2102 amino acids.